AUGGCGAAUUCCAUGGUGCCAACGCUGCUACAUCGCCUGGUUCUCGUGUUGCUCCUCCUGCUGCUGCCUGUCCUUAAUUCCGGGCAAGCCGAGGGCUGCGCCACGCCUGCAGCAGCAGCACGCCGCGGCACUUCGCUGAGAUCCCAAGCUGGGGCACUUCUCCACUGGAAAUCAUCCGUCAAGUACUCGUCCAAGCACCAGCUGGGAACCUGGGGAGACGAUGGCAUGUACCCGUGCAACUGGACCGGCAUCACCUGCGGGGACACUCUGUCACGCAGAGGAACCAUGGGGAAGGUCAUCACAGGAAUUUCCCUUGAUGGCGCCGGCAUUGCAGGGCGACUGGACAAACUGAGAUUCCAGUCGCUCCCUUACCUUGUCAACCUCGAUCUCAGUGACAACUACCAUCUCUCCGGUGCCAUCCCUCCAGGCAUCGGCUCUCUUUCCAUGCUUUCCACCCUCAACUUCUCUGGUGAUCAGCUCAGCGGGCACAUACCUGCAUCAUUCUGCAACCUUGGACAGCUCACAGGGAUGGACCUCUCCAGCAACAAUCUCACCGGACAAAUCCCUCCUGCUUUAGGUAAUCUCUCAAGACUUGGUUUUCUUUAUCUACGUGGGAAUAGGCUCUCAGGUAACAUCCCCUGGCACCUCGGACAGCUUCAGAACAUGAGAGAGAUGGAUUUGAGCCUUAAUGACAUUUCUGGCCAUGUACCUUCCGCCCUUGCAAACCUGACCAACCUCAACUAUCUGGACCUUUCUGAUAAUCGUCUGUCAGGACCCAUACCUAAAGAGCUAGGACACAUCCAAACCCUGCAAGUACUACACUUGGAGAAAAACAAUCUGAGCGGCACAAUUCCGCCCUCCCUUGGUAACCUGACAGUGCUCACAUACCUGACGGCAUAUAGGAACCAAUACACUGGUACAAUACCGGCAGAGUUUGGGAUGCUCUCGAGCUUGAUUAGCUUGGACUUGUCAGAUAACCAUUUGACCGGCCCUGUUCCUUAUAGUGUUGCUGGAAAUCUUACUUCAGUGACCUAUUUUUCUCUUUUUGGUAACCACAUAACCGGAUCCAUCCCUCAUGAGUUUGGGAAUCUCGUGAAUCUGGAAACCCUUGCCCUCUCGGACAAUUUGAUAGUUGGAUCAGUGCCAUCAAGUAUUGGGAACAUGUCUUCACUCAAACAAUUAAUAAUACAUAACAAUAGUAUCUCCGGGGAAUUGCCGACCGAGUUAGGAAAUUUGGUAAAUUUGGAGUAUCUUAUGUCCUAUGAAAACCAAUUGUCUGGCUCAAUCCCUCCAAGUUAUGGAAAAUUGGUCAAGAUGACACAAAUGCGACUGUUCAACAACCAGCUCUCCGGCCCUGUGCCUCCGGCAUUGUCCAACCUUACCAAUUUAGUCGUCAUUGCACUGGAUGACAACCAGCUGAUUGGACACUUGCCAGAUUUGUGCCAAAGUAAAAAGCUACAGGUUUUACAAGUUCAUAACAACAAUCUAGAUGGUCCUGUCCCAAAAGGCUUGAGGGAUUGCAGUUCACUAACAUCGCUCAUGAUUGCCAAUAAUCAUAUUGAGGGAGACAUAACUGAAGCAUUUGGUGUGUAUCCACACCUCGAUACGAUCAAUUUAUCUUCAAAUAGGUUUGUUGGGCAGCUCUCGCCGAAUUGGGGCUCAUCUCAAAACUUGACAAGUAUUAAUUUUGCACACAACAUGAUACAAGGCAGUAUACCUUCUGUGGUUGGGGUGCUAAAAAAUCUUGGAAAGCUUAAACUGAGUUUCAAUAGGUUGACCAGUGAGAUACCACCGGAAAUUGGCAAGUUAAGCAACCUCUAUUGGAUGGAUUUAAGAAACAAUCAACUAUCUGGCCAGAUCCCUAAGCAAAUCGGCCAACUUAGCAAUCUUGAGAUUCUUGAUUUCUCAAGCAACCUGUUGAGCGGUAAAGUGCCAGAAGAGAUGGGAAAUUGUUUGAAACUGCAGUCAUUACACAUGAAUAACAACAGCCUUAGUGGAAUUCUUCCUGGUAGUUUGGGCCAUUUAGCUUCCCUGCAAAGAAUGCUUGAUCUUAGCAUGAAUAGUAUCAGUGGACCAAUACCGUCAGAACUCAGCAACCUAGAGAUGCUGAUGUAUGUAAACUUCUCACACAAUCAAUUCAGUGGUGCUCCCUGCCUCCAUUGCAAGCAUGCAAAGCCUAUCAAUAUUUGA
Messenger RNA from Triticum turgidum subsp. durum (durum wheat), 2190 nucleotides. The record is from the annotation of a GenBank genome assembly. NCBI's taxonomy places the organism in Eukaryota, Viridiplantae, Streptophyta, Magnoliopsida, Poales, Poaceae.